AUAAUACUUAUCAUUCUAUUAACCAUGAAAGUGAAAGAUAAUUUAAUCAGUAUUAAAUAUGUGACAUAGUGAAAAUGUAUUUAACAUGUUCCUUUAUUUUUUUCAUUUUUCUCAAACUUCAAGAUGUGGAAAUUUUAGCACAAGAGCCGUCUGCUUAUUGUUUUAGAUUUACGUGGUUGGGACCAAUGGUUGACAAUUCAAAAGUCAAUUGUUCCAUAAUUAAGAAUACUCCAUGUGUUAAACCAUUUUUUAAUUCUUCAACUCCACCGAUAUUAACAGAUUUAUGGUCAAAUAAAGAUCAAUACACUUGUUCCAUGAAUCCUGGUUAUGUGUGUAUAAAACAUACAUUUAUUUACAAUAAUGCUGUUAUUAAUAGUACGCACUUUUGUGGAAAAAUGAUAGAGGAUAAGACCACAGCAAUUACAUCGAAUUGUUAUACACAACAGGUAGAUGGACACACAAUUGAAUCAUGUGCUUGUUUAUCAGAUCGAGGAAUGCGUCCGUGUAAUUCUGCAAAAAUUAACGAAUAUUCCUUUUUAUUUCUUUUUAUUUUAUUUUUAACGAAAAUGGUUUAAUUUUUUGUAUUUUUGUUAUAAUUUCAAGAUUUAUAUUAAAUAAUAUUUUUGUAG
This is a messenger RNA of Leptopilina heterotoma, 629 nucleotides long. RefSeq lists its product as uncharacterized. Bases 75 to 575 code for a protein of 166 amino acids. The record is from RefSeq and is a predicted model, not a curated record. Lineage: Eukaryota; Metazoa; Arthropoda; Insecta; Hymenoptera; Figitidae. The transcript is spliced from 5 exons.